GUUCAACUGACGGCAGCCUGACACUCCUCCCUGCUCAGUCGACAGCAGCGGAUCCUCCUCCUCAGUUUCCCCCGCGUCCUCCACCUCACACACGGCGUCUCUGUCCGCUUGCCCCCCCCCGCCGGUACCCGUGUGACGGAGUGAACGUGUGUUUUCUGGGGGGAUAUUUCUGUAUUCCUCCCUGUUUUCUGUCUCUCUGUCGGAGCGUGUGGAGCCCGGACCGAGCGCGGACGCAGCCCGUGUCUCAGGCUGCACCGGUGGGCGGAUAGAAAGCGGAGGAGGGCAUCCGGAGCAGGGCCUGGCACCUCCGGAGAGUCGCCUUGAAACCCACGGAAUUCACCAUUUUCAGGCUGCACACUGCCCCGCUAUGGAGAAGAUGAAGAGGAUCAAGAAGCGUUUGUCGUUAACGCUCCGCUCCAGUCACACCAUCGACGAGUCCCUAUCUGAACUGGCCGAGCAGAUGACCCUUGAGGAUGGCGGCACCAAGGACAAUGAGCCCUUCAUGAGGAACGGCCGCCCCCCCACCUCCCACAGCAUGCACUCCUUCCUGCACCAGUACACCGGCUCCUUCAAGAAGCCCCCGCUCCGCCGGCCGCACAGCGUCAUCGGCGGCACCUUGGGAUCCUUCAUGGCUAUUCCACGCAACGGCAGUCGUCUGGAUAUUGUACAUGAGAACUUGAAGAUGGGCUCAGACGGGGAGAGCGACCAGGCGUCUGGAACGUCGUCUGAUGAGGUUCAGUCUCCGACCGGCGUCUGUCUGAGGAACCGAGUCCACCGGCGGAUCUCCAUGGAGGACCUCAACAAGCGUCUGUCGCUGCCAGCUGACAUCCGAAUUCCCGACGGUUACCUGGAGAAGCUGCAGCUCAGCAGUCCGCCCUUCGACCAGCCGCUCAGCCGACGCUCCCGCCGGGCUUCUCUGUCGGAGAUCGGUUUUGGGAAGUUGGAGACGUACAUUAAGCUGGACAAACUGGGAGAGGGAACCUACGCCACAGUAUUCAAAGGACGCAGUAAGCUUACGGACAACCUGGUGGCGCUGAAGGAGAUCAGGUUGGAGCACGAGGAGGGAGCACCAUGCACCGCCAUCAGAGAGGUGUCAUUACUGAAGGACCUCAAACACGCCAACAUCGUGACGCUACACGACAUCGUUCACACUGAAAAGAGCCUAACGCUCGUCUUCGAGUACCUGGAUAAGGAUCUGAAACAGUACAUGGAUGACUGUGGAAACAUAAUGAGCAUGCACAAUGUGAAGAUCUUCCUGUUCCAAAUAUUGCGAGGGCUGUCAUACUGUCACAAGAGGAAAGUUCUCCACAGGGACCUGAAGCCUCAGAACCUCCUCAUCAAUGAGAAAGGCGAACUCAAACUGGCUGAUUUUGGUCUGGCGAGGGCCAAGUCCGUCCCAACUAAAACCUACUCCAACGAGGUGGUGACGCUUUGGUAUCGGCCUCCUGAUGUUCUGCUGGGAUCCUCUGAGUACUCGACACAGAUCGACAUGUGGGGCGUUGGUUGUAUAUUUUAUGAGAUGGCUGCAGGUCGGCCGCUGUUCCCCGGCUCCACCGUGGAGGACGAGCUCCACCUCAUCUUCAGGUUACUGGGAGCGCCCAAUGAGGAGAAAUGGCCGGGAAUCUCCUCCAUCGAAGAGUUCAAAUCCUACAACUUCCCCAAAUACAAACCACAGCCGUUAAUCAACCACGCUCCCAGGCUGGACAGCGAAGGCAUCGAGCUGCUGCUGUCUUUCCUCAGAUACGAAUCCAAGAAGAGGAUUUCAGCGGAGGAGGCGAUGAAGCAUUCCCACUUCAGGCAGCUCGGGAUGAAAAUCCAAACACUGCCUGAGAGUGUAUCCAUAUUCACAUUAAAAGAAAUUCAGCUGCAGAAAGACCCCGGCUACAGGAACUCCUCGUAUACAGAGUCAGGCAACGGCAAGAUCAACAGGAGGCAGAGCAUGCUCUUCUAAUGUUCAGUGACGGUCGACUGCCCCCCCUCAUCAUCACUCCCCAUCAAUCUCUCGCAUGAGCCCACCUCCUUUCAGAGUGACACCCCUCCAACUACCUACACACACACACACACACACACACACACACACACACACACACACACCCCUCUGAGCAAUUGACUCUGGGUUGAAUCUGUUUGGAAACUGUGUUUAUUUAUUGGGGGGAACGGGGUGAGGUUGAAUUUAUUUGCUGCUAAACUACUACUGUCUGUAUUUAACACACUGUGUGUGUGCAUGUGUGUGUGUGUGUGUGUGUGUGUGUACAUGAUGUGAACUCGAGACGCCGUGCACAGUUCAGCAGUCAGUAAGGUUACUUUGUCUUCUGACUGCGAUUCUCUGGCUUCGUUUGAGUUAGAAUUCCACGGAUGUUGAUGUCGACGCUGUGAUCCCAAGUUGUUGUUCUUGUUGUCGUGCUCGGAGACCGAAAGGCUUCAGUUUUCUCCAGUUUUUUUCUUUUAUAAAUAUGUAUAUCUAUAUAAAUAUAUAUUUGGAGUUUAUGUUUUGUUUUCCUUCGAGCUUCCUUGACCGAACUCCACAGCAUUUCCAGGUUUAGAAAGACUGGGACAGCUAAAUUGUUGGGGGAAAAAAUGAUUCCUCUGGAUUCCUUAUCAUCAGUCGUCCGUAACAUUUCAGACGGACUCUGCUUUGAGAGGUCCGGCUGGUCUCAAGGGGUUUCCCUGAGGGUCUGUGAUCGGACUGUGUUAACUGAGGGUUAAGAAGCACACAGAGUCCAGUAAAGCUGGGAGAACCUUGAACCAACUUGUGGUUCUUUCCAACCAAUCUGGCUCAGCAACAAGACCGAACCUGAGGAACAGGGGAAGGCAACCAGUCGGGAAGAUGAGCAGAAAGCACAGAUGAAAGAGGAGGAAUACUGGAGCCGAACAGGAAACCACGUGAUAUCCCACAGGAAGCCAGAAAGCCUUCCGUAAGACCCCUCAACAAACUGCCAGGACUUCUGUGCUUUUUGUUUUUUGUAAUGCAAGCUACACCUUCUCGCUCUGUGUCAUUCGCAGAUCUCACUGCAGUAACUCUUUGUUUUUAACUUGCACUUCAGUGUGGUGUUAUGGAAUCAGGGACCCGGGCCUCGACACGGCCGAGUUUACCCAACAGUAUUAAGAUGUGUACUCUGUAUCUGUGAACUUUGACCUCUCCUUGUGAAACAACGGUGUCAUUGUGGCAUGUUUUGGGAGGGGGCGGGGUUGGCGGGGUGGGACAGCGGGGACCAGUAGAGUGUGUUUCAAAGCAAAAUGGUUGUUUUCCACUUGGCCUCGGACCACUGCUCUCUCCAGCUUUUGUACACAAGACGACAAAAGAAAAGAUUUCAAAUUGAAAUGUUCGAUUUAACGGCCCGCUGUGUUGUUUGCAACUGACAGUGAUGCUACAGAUGCAGCAUGUUAAGAAGUCUCACUUUUGACAGCUUUUUCUACUGGAGCUAAAGAACAGAGCCCCGCCCCAACAGCACUUGAACCCUGUGACAUUGAUGUGCUUUGCAUUCCUGGUUGAAUUUAGUUGCAUGCGUCAUUUAUUUUAUAACUGGGAAUCAACAUAGGUGUAGUCGAGAUACAGUAUGUCCAGCAGCUGUGUGGUGGUUUUACCAUUAUUAAGGAAAAGUUCAACAUUUUGACAAACACUAUUGAUAUUGUUCUCGUGUCUGUACGGUAAACUAGCUUAGCGCCUCCAAAGCUCUCAAAUGAACAUGUCACAUCUUGUUUGUCUUAUCCCAACAAGUGUCACUCACAGUGAGUAGAAAUAGUCUGGACUUACCCUUGGCAACUAGGCAUUUGUACACUUCUGUAUUUGAACAAAGUAAAUGAAACAGGUUUUCAGGUUAGCUGUUCCCCCAUUUCCAGUUUCAGUGCUAAGCUGAACUCCGAUAACUAUCUCUUAUAUGUAAUGCACAGACAUGAGACUUUCAGUUAACUUUUACUAAACAUUGUGUUUCAGUGGUGUUUUAGUCUCUUGAAUUUCCAGAGCUGCAACACAGAACAACCACACAAAGAGAAAUCAGUCGUGGAAAAGUGAGUGAAGUGAAAAGGCUUCUGCACUAACUGACCCCAGGGAUGCAUCAGACAUCACAAGUUAAACAUGAACGAGUGUGUGAAUAUCCGAGGGGAGGGGGGGGUUCUGUAACUGCAGCUUAUUGUCUGUCGAGAUUUCAAUGAGCAACAACCCUAGAAUUCUCUAAUUGGUAGAACAGAUUAGAAGCGUGCAGGAAGCACCACUAAUGCUCGAUCAAUAACAAACGUCAUUAAUGUAAUAAACAUUAACGGAAACACAGUUUGCCGCUGACGGUGUAAUAAUCCUGUAAACACACUGUAUUACCUGUCAUUCCUGUAGUUUGUCCUUUCAGUGGUUUUAUGAAUUAAUCAAUUAAAGUUCAGCACAAACGGUUACAGCCGAUAGAGAUGAAGAUACCGUACAUGGUUUAUAUUUCUAAUAAUGUAACAGUUAUUGUGUUCAUACUAAAACAUCCUGUAUUACAUUGACUCACAGAGCUACGGUUUUCCCCUUGGUAGUUUCGAGUAUCUGCAUUUUUGGAUGCUUCACUUAAAGACCUGUUAACACACAUAAGGAUGAAAGUUUAUUCCAAUAUUAGCUGCAAACUGUGUUUCUGUUAAUGGAGCAUUUUGUAUAUGAACAGCAGUAACAUGCAUGAAAGGAGAUUUCUACAAUGGCAAACAUAUUUAUCAUUGUAAAACUGUACUUUUUUCAAACGUAUGAAUGACCUGACUUCAUGUGAACAUGUCUGAAUGCGUGUGUGUAUGUAUGUAUGUGUGCCUGAUGCAUGGAAGGCCUGCUGUGUUGUGAAUACGACCUCUCGGAAACACUGAGCUGCCGGUGAACAGUUGGUGUGUGACUUUUUACUGGAACUAUUUAUUUCUCAUAACCAUCGAAAAAGUAAAUUUAAUCUGUUUCAUAAA
Messenger RNA from Hippoglossus stenolepis (Pacific halibut), 4911 nucleotides. It is a transcript of the gene cdk17, whose product is annotated as cyclin-dependent kinase 17. Gene Ontology annotation, biological process: protein phosphorylation. The coding region runs from base 368 to 1951 and encodes 527 amino acids. The transcript is spliced from 17 exons. The record is from RefSeq and is a predicted model, not a curated record. Gene Ontology annotation, molecular function: ATP binding; protein kinase activity. NCBI's taxonomy places the organism in Eukaryota, Metazoa, Chordata, Actinopteri, Pleuronectiformes, Pleuronectidae. Gene Ontology annotation, cellular component: nucleus; cytoplasm.